UGGUGACGCAGUGAUGUGAUGACAUGGGGACAGAGCGACAUGGGGACACCGUGACACGUUGCCAUGGGGACAUGGUGACACAGGGAGAUGGGGCUAUGGGGACAUGGGGAGCGGUGACACGGGGACGCGUUGCCAUGGUGACAGAGCGAUGUAAUGACAUGGGGACAGUGGGACAUGGGGACACAGUGACACGUAGCCAUGGGGUCACGUUGCCAUGGUGACAUGGGGAGCAGUGACACCUUGCCAUGGGGACAGUGGGACAUGGGGACACGUUGCCAUGGUGACACAGUGACAAGGUGACCUGUUGCCGUGGGGACAUAGGGACACGUUGCCAUGCUGACAUGGUGACACGCUGCCAUGAGGACAGUGUGACAUGGGGACACGUCACGUGGUUACACAGUGACAAGGUGAUCUGUUGCCAUGGUGACGUGGUGACACGUUGCCAUGGUGACACAGUGACACCCCACCCCACCCCCGUUGCCAUGGGGACCGUGUGAGAUGGGGACAGUGGGACACGGUGACACGUUGCCAUGGGGACAGUGUGAGAUGGGGGCACAGUGACACAGUGACCUGUUGCCAUGGCGACCCGUUGCCAUGGUAACGCUGUGUCCCGUUGCCAUGGUAACGCCGUAUCCCCGCAGCGGUGCCAGCAGCGCUGGAGCGGGGACGUGGGGACGCGUCGCCCCGUUGCCAUGGCGACCCGUUGCCACGGUGACAACAGCGCCACGUUGCCAUGGCAACCCUGUUUCCCGUUGCCAUGGUAACGCCGGAUCCACAUCCCCUUAUCGCUGUAUCAGAGCUGCUGGUGCAGAGCAGCUCGGCGGGACGUGGGGACACUGUGCCACCGUUGCCAUGGCAACACCGCGUCCCGUUGCCAUGGUAACGCAGCGUCCUGUUGCCAUGGUAACGCCGCGUCCCCGUCCCUUUCUAGCGGUGUCGGAGGUGCUGGUGCAGAGAUGGACAUGGGGACACUGUCACACAAUGUCCCGUUGCCAUAGUGACCCGUUGCCAUGGUGACGCCGUACCCCGUUGCCAUGGAAACGCCGGGUUUCUCACCUCCCCCGCCCCCAUCCUUUUAGCGGUGUCGGUGGUGCAGGUGCAGAGGGGGACAUGGGGACACGGGGACACAGUGCCACCGUUGCCAUGGUAACGCCGCGCCCCCAUCCCUUUGUAGUGGUGUCAGAGGUGCAGAGCCGGACAUGGGGACAUGGGGACACGGGGACACCGUUGCCAUGGUAACGCCACGUCCCGUUGCCAUGGAAACACCGUGUCCACAUCCCCUUGUAGCGGUGUCGGAGGUGCUGGUGUAGAGCCGGACACGGGGACCCGGGGACACAGUGCCACCGUUGCCAUGGUAACGCUGUAUCCCGUUGCCAUGGGGACAUGUGGACAUAGGGACACUGGGCCACCGUUGCCAUGGUAACGCCUCGUCCCGUUGCCUUGGAAACGCCGCGUCCCCGUCCCCGUGUAGCGGUGUCGGAGGUCCUGGUGCGGAGCCGGACAUGGGGACAUGGGGACAUGGGGACACAGUGCCGCCGUUGCCAUGGUAACGCCGCGUCCCGUUGCCAUGGAAAUGCCGCGUUCCCAUCCCCUUAUAGCGGUGUCGGAGGUGCAGAGCUGGACAUGGGGACAUAGGGACACGGUGCCACCGUUGCCGUGGAAACGCCGUGUCCCCGUCCCCUUAUAGCGGUGUUGGAGGUCCUGGUGAUGAGGGGGACAUGGGGACACGGGGACACAGUGCCGCCGUUGCCAUGGUAACGCCGCGUCCCGUUGCUCCUUGUAGUGGUGUCGGAGGUCCUGGCGCGGAGCCGGACAUGGGGACACGGGGACAUGGGGACACAGUGCCGCCGAUUGCCAUGGUAACGCCGCGUCCCCGUCCCCUUAUAGCGGUGUUGGAGGUCCUGGUGCAGAGGGGGACACGGGGACACAGUGCCGCCGUUGCCAUGGUAACGCCACGUCACCAUCUCCUUGUAGCGGUGUCAGAGGUUCUGGUGCAGAGGGGGACAUGGGGACAUGGGGACACUGUGCCACCGUUGCCAUGGUAACACCGCAUCCCGUUGCCAUGGCAACGCCGCGUCCCCAUCCCCUUGUAGCGGUGUCAGAGGUGCAGAACCGGACAUGGGGACACGGGGACGCAGUGCCGCCGUUGCCAUGGUAACACCGCAUCCCGUUGCCAUGGUAACGCCGCGUCCCCAUCCCCUUGUAGCGGUGUCGGAGGUCCUGGUGCGGAGCGGCACGCGGGCGCUGCGGGACAACGUGGCGGACCUCCGAGCGCAGGUGGCCGCCAACCACAAGGGGGCGACGUUGCUGAGGGAGCUGGUGGCCACCUAUGGGCUGAGCGGCGUCACCGCCUACAUGGAGCACAUCCGGACGAACGCGGAGCGCUCGGUGCGGGCUUUGCUGCGGGGGGCGGCGCAGCGCUGGGGGGCGGUGCUGGAGGCGGAGGAUCGGAUGGACGACGGGACGCCCAUCUGCCUGCGGGUCACCGUGGACCCCGAGGAGGUGAGUGGGGAGGGGGGACCCCUGCGCCCCAUGGCGCCCCAUAGAGCCCCAUAGAGACACAUAGAACUGCACUGCACCCCAUAGAGCACUAUAGAGCCCCAUAGAACUGCAGUGCCCCCCAUGGAGCCCCAUAGA
Phasianus colchicus (ring-necked pheasant) is the source of this 2637-nucleotide messenger RNA. NCBI's taxonomy places the organism in Eukaryota, Metazoa, Chordata, Aves, Galliformes, Phasianidae. The record is from RefSeq and is a predicted model, not a curated record.